Messenger RNA from Anopheles coluzzii, 1897 nucleotides. RefSeq lists its product as uncharacterized. The coding region runs from base 104 to 508 and encodes 134 amino acids. Gene Ontology annotation, cellular component: mitochondrial inner membrane. NCBI's taxonomy places the organism in Eukaryota, Metazoa, Arthropoda, Insecta, Diptera, Culicidae. The transcript is spliced from 2 exons. Gene Ontology annotation, biological process: mitochondrial respiratory chain complex IV assembly; mitochondrial respiratory chain complex I assembly. The record is from RefSeq and is a predicted model, not a curated record.
AAACAAUAACAUCGCCGGAUCGCGUUGCACUCCGUUGCCGGUUUUUCUGCUUUGCUGCACGUAAAGAAGAAAAACGAGUGAAUUGUGGGAAGCUGCCGACAAUAUGGUAUCCUUAAAAACGCUCACCAAAACCGCUACGUACAUAGCGAUCGGUGGGAUUACUUGUGCGAUGAUAAUGAAGGUGAAGCUGGAGGACAAAAUACGCAGCCAGCCGUACUACAAAGAAUCGCUCAAACUGCUCCGAGCUCAUCCGGGUGCGGUACAACUGCUCGGCGAGCCGAUCAAGGAUCUAAGCUUCGAUUACGGAGAGGAAAGCAGAAAGUUCGGCGGCGGCAGAAUCGAUAGCUUUGCUGUACCGGUGAGGGGACCAAAAACCCGCGGCAAGUACUACUUCUGGGCGGAAAUGCAGGACGAACGGUGGGUGAUAAGGCGGGCAGAGCUGGAGCUGAAAAACGAACCGGACCGGCGGUUGUUGAUAAGGGCGGAAGAGAGUCAAGCCAAGGAGUAGGGUUCGUUCGUUAAGGUAGUUUCGUAAGUAGAGAAAGCAUUCAAUCGUUGUUGUUAGUAGAGCUAAUAAAUAGUAGAAACCGAUAUCACUAAAUAACGAACCAUAACGAGCAACAUCGUAUGAAGUGGACGUGGGUUUGUGUGUCUGUGUGCGGAGGAUGUUGUGGUUGUGUUGUAUGCGGUUUUUGUAUGAAUUUUAUUUAAUUUAUAUAAUAUUUUUGUAAUAGUAAUAUACAAUUAUUUUUAUUACUUUUCCCCCCGCUCCCCUUAUUCAUUGCAACAAUCCACAUACGUACGGCGUCCGCUCUUCCUCUACCACACUGUCCCGGGGGGAGGCUGUCCUUUCCAUGUCCUGUUGACCAUUGUUUUUUGUUGUAACUGUGAGUGUUAGUGCGGCAGCGUUAUUAUAGUGCUUUUUGCAUUCGUUUUUAUUGGCUUUUAGUAGUAUUUACCCCUCCUCUUCUUCUACUCUCCUUUGAUUCUGUAUCACCUCUAUAAUUGCACCUACUUUACUACUGCAUUACUUCCUCUAGCAUUUUUCGAUUCGAUGAAACUGUUUUCUGUUCUGUUUUCUGCUCUUCUACUUUCAUUUGAAUUUGUUUAGUAUAAAUAACACAUAAUUGCUGCCCUUAAUCUCGUACUCUCAAUGUUAACCACUUUCGUUCACGUUCACUCUCUUUUGUCUACUAAAACACGACAAGUUCAUACACAAACACACAUUUCCAGCAGUUUUCAGAUUUUUCCUCACUUUUUGGCCACCUUUUCCACCAUCACUACCACGUGCUCUGCGGGCAAACGAUAGCAGCGCCAACGAAAAUGGUAAAUCAAAUCAAAAACACUCUAAACGGUGGUAUCUUUAGCUCAUUUACAUGUAUGUAUUCUUCCGUUUUAAAUGCAUUUAGUAAAAAAAAACAACCCCAAAGCACAUCUCUCCUCUUACUCAGGCGUUCCAUCAGGUUGAGAAGUGCUGCUGGUCUGUGUGGCACUAUUUGUUUUGCAUCGAAAACAAAACUCACUCACGAAAGCAUGUAUUUGUAUUGUAACUCUUGAGAUUAAAUUAUAAGCAAGGUGUAUGUUUGUUUUUUAUCAGCUUAGUCAAAAUUGCAAGGGAAAUGUGCGUGUUUUUUUUUUUCUCUGUGGCGUCCGUGCUUCUAUACUUUACAGAAUUUUUCCAAAGUACUCAUGGUUGUGGGACACUUUCUUUACUGUUUCUAGUUAGAAAUGAACUUUUUGAGAAAAUGAAAUGGAUUUUGUAGCACCUCUCGCCUAUUUCCAAUCGGAAAUUCCCCAAAAGGGUUCUACAGAAUCCAAUUCCCAUCGUUAACGUUAAAUUCCGGUUGGAAAGAGUCAAGAAAGUGUCUCACAGCUAUAAGAACCCAAGAAAAACCCU